GAUGGUGUGUUCGCACAAUGGAUAAGCUCUGUCCGUCGGAUGCUGCAGUGUCAUCGCUUUAAGUGCGAAAUAACUCAUAAUUUAACAUUUCUUUUAUCUGGAAAGCCUCCAGUUAAUCGUCCGCGGUCAGGUGCCCGAACGCGAGGAUAACUCAAUGUUACCGCUAAUAAAACGGAUGAUUGUAACGUUACUGCGUUGAAAAAGGACAACCUAUGACAUCUGUGGGCCCAUUCCGACUAAUCUGAGGUUGUGUUAAUCAGGCUUGCAUUCUCACCUCACAGAAUGGCUGUGCUACGGCAGUUUGGAUUACUUCUGUGGAAGAACUACCUUCAGCAGAAGCGGCAAAUUCUGGUGACGCUGGUGGAAGUCGCUUUGCCUCUGCUCUUCUCCGCCAUCCUGAUUGUCCUGCGCCAGCGGGUGCCCUUCAAGAACUACCCAAAUGCAACACACUACAACAGCUUCUCUGUGGACUACAUGCCCUUCCAUAUGGAGUUUGCCAACUUCCAGCUGGCCUAUGUGCCGGGCAAUGCCAGUGUGGUGCGCCAGGUGGCUGAAGAUGUGCAGCGCAGCUUGGGGGUCAUGGCCAUCAGCUCUGUCCGUGGCUUUGAGACGGAAGAACAAUUUGAAGAGUUUGUGAAGACAGAUCCUCACUCAGGCAAAGUUCUGGCCGCGGUGGUGUUUGAGAACACAUUCCUCCAUGAUGACGAGCCUCUUCCAUUAGAGGUGAGUUAUCACCUGCGGUUCCCAUACAGCCCCCGGUUUGCACCUCCCAAGGAGAGGUCGGAGCUGAACCCCAAUAAUGACCUGGACUGGCACACACUCAGCCUCUUCCCCCUCUUCCAGUUACCUGGACCCCGGGAGCAACACGACCCACGUGGUGGCACACCAGGAUAUUAUCGUGAGGGCUUUCUCACUCUUCAGCAUGCGGUGGACCGGGCUAUCAUGCGUGCAUACAACAAAACGGCGGCAAAGUCUCUGCUGGCCCAUACGCGUGUGGUUGUGUCACGCUUCCCCUACCCGGCCUUCAUCUAUGACGUGUUCAUUCUGGUCAUUCAGAACCAGCUGCCCCUGCUGUUGGUGCUCAGCUUCACCUACACCUCUCUCAACAUCAUACGAGCUGUAGUGCAGGAGAAAGAGAGGAAACUCAAGGAGUACAUGCGAAUGAUGGGCCUCAGUAACUGGCUCCAUUGGACUGCCUGGUUCCUCAUGUUCCUCCUCUUCCUCUCCAUCUCCAUCUUCUUUGUCACACUGCUCUUCUGUGUGAAGGUCAGUACCAAAGGAGCUGUGUUGACCUACAGCGAUCCAACCCUGGUGUUUGUUUUCCUGCUGGUGUUUGCUGUAGCAACUAUCAACUUUAGCUUCAUGAUCAGCUCCUUCUUCUGCAGAGCUAACGUUGCAGCUGCAGCAGGUGGUUUUAUCUACUUCCUGAGUUACCUGCCUUACGUGUUCCUGUGGCCACGCUAUGACCUGCUGAGCCACGCCCAAAAAGUCUCCGCUUGCCUGAUUUCAAAUGUUGCCAUGGCGAUGGGAGCACAACUCAUUGGCAUGUUCGAAGGCAAAGGGACAGGGGUGCAGUGGAGCAAUCUGUUUCAGCCGGUAAGCGUGGAUGAUGACUUCUCGCUGGCCCAGGUGAUGGGCUUGCUGCUGCUGGAUGCAGUGCUCUAUGGCAUGUUGGCCUGCUAUAUGGAGACCGUCUUCCCUGGGGAAUAUGGCGUCCCGCGGCCCUGGUACUACUUCCUGCUGCCCUCCUACUGGUGUAGCACCCCACGUGUCGCCCUGCUAAAGGAGAAGGAGGAAGAGGAGGAUGCAGAGAAGGCGCUGAAGGGAGAGUUCAUAGAGGAGGAGCCGGCUGGCCUGGUGUCCGGAGUCAAGAUCAAACAUCUAGCCAAGAUCUUCAAAGUGGGAAACAAGACAAAGGAAGCAGUGAGAGAUCUGACACUGAACAUGUUUGAAGGCCAGAUCACUGUUCUACUGGGACACAAUGGAGCCGGCAAGACCACCACUUUAUCCAUGCUCACAGGUCUGUUUACGCCCACCAGUGGCAGGGCCUACAUUAACGGUUAUGACAUCAGUCAGGACAUGUCUCUUAUUCGCCGCAGUCUGGGUCUCUGUCCACAGCACGAUGUACUGUUUGAUAACCUGACAGUCCGAGAGCAUCUGCUCUUCUAUGCACAGCUGAAAGGAUAUCCACAAGAGAAGAUUCCGGAUGAAGUGGACCGGAUCCUCCGUGUGCUGAACUUGGAGGACAAACGGGACAGUCGCUCAAAGACACUCUCUGGGGGCAUGAAGAGGAAGCUGUCCAUCGGCAUCGCGCUCAUCGGAGACUCUAAGGUGGUGAUGCUGGACGAGCCAACUUCCGGUAUGGACCCGUGUGCUCGGCGCGCCACCUGGGACCUGCUCCAGGGGGAGAAGCGUGGCCGCACCAUCCUGCUCACCACACACUUCAUGGACGAGGCCGACCUCCUGGCUGACCGCAUCGCCAUCAUGGCUGCUGGAGAGCUGCAGUGCUGCGGCUCGCCGCUCUUCCUCAAGAACAAAUAUGGUGCUGGCUACCACAUGGUGAUAGUAAAAGAUGCCUUAUGUAAUGUGUCUGAGAUUACUCGGCUAGUCCAUCUGUAUGUGCCAAACGCUACACUAGAGAGCAGUGCUGGAGCAGAACUCUCCUACAUAUUGCCCAAAGAGAGCAGCAGCCGUUUUGAGCUUCUGUUUGCUGAGCUUGAAAUGAACAGAGAAGAGCUGGGCAUUGCCAGUUAUGGAGCGUCCGUCACCACUAUGGAGGAAGUGUUUCUGAGAGUUGGGAAGCUGGUGGACUCUAGCUUGGACAUCCAGGCCAUCCAGCUGCCAGCUCUGCAGUACCAGCAUGAGCGGCGGUCACACGACUGGACCAUGGACGACACCAGCAGCAUCAGUGGACUGACUGAUGUCACAGAUUUUACAGACAGUGGCACACUCAUCUCAGAGGACUGCUCCAACAUCAAGCUCAAUACUGGGGCUAGACUCUACAUGCAGCAGUUCUACGCCAUGUUUCUGAAGCGAGCUCUCUAUAGCAUGCGGAACUGGAAGGUGAUGGUGGCUCAGUUUCUUGUGCCGCUGGUUUUCACGGUGUUGGCCCUGGUGGUGGCCCGCACCCUGCCCGGUCGCCACAACACUCCCCAGUUGAAGCUGUCGCUGGAGCGCUACGGACCCACCUAUGUGCCUAUAGCCCUGGGUCCCACAGCAGGGCCCCUUGCGGUGGCUCUUGCCCAGGCCUACAGUGGCCAGCUUCCCGAGCAGAGGGCCACACCCAACAACAUCACAGACUUCUCUGAGUAUGUGUUGCAAAACGCUGAGGAGGAAGGUGGAGCCUUCAAUGAGCACUGUGUGGUUGGUGUGGCUUUCCGCGGAAAAAGCUCCAAAUUUGUAGAGGCAACUGCCUACUUCAACAAUCAGGGUUACCACACCCCUGCCACUGCCCUCCAGCUGCUGGAUAAUGCCCUAUACCGCAUGCUGGCUGGACCUAAUGCCUCCAUACGCGCGGGCAAUGACCCCAUGCCACGCAACCUAUCCGAAACGGCACAGAGCCAGCUUUCUGUGAGUCAGACGGGCUUUGCCAUCGCGAUCAACCUGAUGUACGGCAUGGCCUCUCUGUCCAGCACAUUUGCGCUCUUACUGGUGACGGAGCGCGCGCUCAAGUGCAAGCAUGUGCAACAGGUCAGCGGCGUCUACGUGUCCAACUACUGGCUCUCCGCCCUGCUCUGGGACCUGAUCAACUUCAUGCUGCCCUGCCUGCUCAUGCUGGUGGUGUUCAGGGUGUUUGCCGUCAAGGCCUUUGUGGAGCACAACCACCUGGUGGACGUGCUGCUGGUGCUGCUGCUGUUUGGCUGGGCGGUAGUGCCGCUCAUGUACCUGCUCAGCUUCCUCUUCUCCACGGCAGCCACCGCCUACACCCGCCUCACCAUCUUCAACAUCAUCAGUGGCACGGCCACCUUCCUGGCCGUCACCAUCAUGACCAUUCCAGAGCUGGAAUUACAGGACCUAUCUCACAUCCUGGACAAGGUCUUCCUGCUCUUCCCCAACUACUGUCUGGGCAUGUCCUUUAGCCAGUUCUACCAAAAUUACGAGCUUAUUACCUUCUGCACCUCCAACCCUGUGGCAGAGACCAUCUGCAAAGUAUACAACUUCACCUACCAGGAGAACUACUUCUCAAUGACGGCCCCAGGCAUUGGGCGGUUCCUGGUUGCCAUGGCGCUGCAGGGUUUGCUCUUCAUCGUGCUCCUCUUCCUUGUGGAGCUGCAGUGUGUGCGCACGAUGAAACGUGCGCUGGGCUCCCUCUGCAGGAGGCACAGGAAGGGGCUCUUGCUGUCUGGAGCAGCAGCAUUACAACCUGAGGACAGGGAUGUGGCUGAAGAGAGGAAGAGAGUUCUGGAGUGCCAGCCUGUGGUGGAGUCCAUGGUUGGGAGCCCUCUUAUCCUGCAGGAGCUCACUAAGGUGUACACAGGGGGGCCAACUCUGCUGGCGGUUGACCGGCUCUCUCUGGCCGUGGGCAAGGGCGAGUGCUUUGGCCUGCUGGGCUUCAACGGAGCAGGGAAGACCACUACCUUUAAGAUGCUCACUGGAGACGAGACCGUAACCUCAGGAGACGCCUACAUCGAUGGCUACAGUGUCUUGAGGGACAUCAAGAAGGUUCAGCAGAGAAUUGGAUACUGCCCUCAGUUUGAUGCCGUGCUGGAUCACAUGACCGGCCGUGAAACACUGAGCAUGUACGCGAGGCUAAGGGGCGUGCCAGAGAAGUACGCUUCGGCCUGCGUAGAAAACGUGCUCCGCUCCCUUUUGCUGGAGCCCCAUGCUGACAAGCUGGUCCGCAGCUACAGUGGGGGUAACAAGAGGAAACUGAGUGCUGGGAUGGCUCUGAUUGGUGGCCCACCUGUCAUCUUUCUGGACGAACCAUCAACGGGCAUGGAUCCUGUUGCCAGGCGACUGUUGUGGGAUGCUGUCACCCGUACUCGCGAGUCUGGCAAAGCAGUCAUCAUCACUUCACACAGCAUGGAGGAGUGUGAGGCGCUGUGCACCCGUCUGGCUGUGAUGGUGAACGGCCAGCUGAAGUGUCUGGGCAGUCCGCAGCACCUUAAGAGCAAGUUCGGCAGCGGCUACACCCUCCUGGCCAAGGUGCGGCUGGAGAGUGAGGUGGAGGAGACCCAGCUGCAGCUCUUUAAAGAGUUCAUCGAGUCCACAUUCCCAGGGAGCUUACUGAAGGAUGAACACCAGGGCAUGGUGCACUACCACUUGACUGACAAAAGCCUGACAUGGGCUCAGGUCUUUGGGACCCUAGAGGCAGCCAAAGAAAAGUAUGGCAUCGAGGACUACUGUGUGAGUCAGAUCUCUCUGGAGCAGGUGUUCCUGAGCUUUGCUCAGUUCCAGCACUGUGCUGAGGGGGCUCGCAAGUGAAGAAGAGGGGUGGGCCCCUUCUCAGUCCCCGCCUCCCCACACUGUCCGUCCGUGCAGGGCUUGAGCAAACGGACACUCUCCUCGAGGCUCCACCAGAGGACUGCUCAGGUCUCUUCAACCAAUACUGACACAAGCCUCAACCACAGUGCAGCUCUGCACAUUGUGUCGUGUGCGUUAGUAGGCAAAAUGUGGAGUGUCUGCUGUCCUUUGGUUUCUGUGUGUGUGUGUGUGUGUGUGCGCGUGUGCGUGCGUGUGCGCGCGUGUGUGUGUGCGUGCGUGUGUGUGUCAGUCAUGUAAUCAUGGGGAGUGUACUGGGGAUGAGCUGGGUGUGCACAUCGGUCCGAGUCUUAGAUAUUGCACCUUUUUGUUCUUUGUUUUUCUUUUUUGAAAAGACUUGAAAGUACAUUACUACUGGAGAUGAAGUUCAUUCCACACUCCUUUAAAUGGUCUGUCGGACAGAUCAGCUAUCAACAAUUGAUGUGUGUGUUUUUUUGUGCAGCUUUUUUUUGCUGUGUCUGUGUUCAUCACAGCAUUCGCUAAGGCUUUUGUUUUCUUCCAUUGUUUGUUACUGUUCUGAAGUGGCAGCAUCUCACUGUAAACGUGUGGGAUUGUGUGAAGUGUAAAUAGUCCAAUCAUUCCUUAAUAACUCUUCCCUCCAGCCAGAGCCAUUCAGGUUAAGUACAAAUAGGCAUGUUGACAUGGAAACCUUCUUAUGAGAGAAACGCAUGGCAUUAGAAUGAACUGUUCAGACCAAGCCUGUUCAAAAGGUUUCACCUCAUGAGUUUCUCAGGCCUUUAGAGACACUUUGUAUUGGGACUGUCCUGGGAACAAAACUACUUUUGUUUAUGGUAUCUGUGCUGCUUACAUGCCAUCCAUUUGCACUGACAUGCAUUACACAUGAAUAUGCAUCACAGAAAUAGUUUAUGUACUCAGCCUAGGUGGAUAGGCUGUCCAAUGGGUGUAUGCGAGUGUAAGCUUGCCUAUGUAUGUGUGUGUAGGCGUGGACCGUAGGCUUUUGUGUUUGAAAAACAUUCCUGCGUUUUCUUAAUCUAUGGUGAAACCAUGAUUGUGCCGCUCUACUCAGUCAGUGAAGUUGCUCUUGUUGCAUCGUCUUGAGACCCAGAUGUGCCUUAUUCAGAAGGCAGUGCACUCACCCCUGCAGAUGUCCUGUAUGAUGGUCCUAUUGAGUGUUUCUCUCACAUUGCUGACAUCUCUACUGUAUGAUGAUGUUCUGGGUCCCCAUAGUUUUAAGGAGCAUAAUACUAAAAUGUUUAAUUAGAGGUCAAUAGCAGUCUCAACAACUCGAUUGUGAGGAUGUGAAUCGUACCUAUGACCAAAUGUCCACUAAACUCAAGACAUUUCAUUCAGCUUCUGAGAGCAGGAUUAUCUCUUGAGACUUCACACGUGAAUGUAAUCGAAACUAGUUGAAGGCUCCAAGGAGAACUCAUUUAGAUACUCGUUAUUUUUUGUAUUGCAAAAAAGGCAAAAAUGUACCCGUAGUAUAAAGUAAACACACUGAUUGGAGAAGGCAUGCUUACAUAAUGAAUUUAUGUUGCCCUAACCCCUCACUCAUCUGUGAAGUGCAAAUACUUAUUUAAUGACCAAGAUAAGAAAGACCUGUGUCCGUUCAGUGUUGGCUGUAUUGGCUGGUGAGUUUUGGACGUUGACAAUUGUGACAUUGUGACAUCAUUUGAUGGGUUUGUGAGGGGACAGCACCUUGACCUAUUUUCUUUGUCUUUAUAUUUGCACAGCACAUUAACAUUUUUUCUUCUUUGGAAAUUCAAUAUUGCAUUUGUAAACAUAAAUAAUAAUGUUGACUGAAAAUUACUACUGUAUCAUAUUUAAAGAAGGGAAUCCAUGUUGUAAUCUUCUGUACUGUAUCACUGAAUGAACCGUGUCAAAUAUACAUGUAUUGCUGUAAUUUUUUUUAUUAAAUAUGCUUCAUGAGAAAA
This is a messenger RNA of Alosa sapidissima (American shad), 7376 nucleotides long. It is a transcript of the gene abca3b, whose product is annotated as ATP-binding cassette, sub-family A (ABC1), member 3b. Bases 283 to 5424 code for a protein of 1713 amino acids. The record is from RefSeq and is a predicted model, not a curated record. The transcript has 31 exons. NCBI's taxonomy places the organism in Eukaryota, Metazoa, Chordata, Actinopteri, Clupeiformes, Clupeidae. Gene Ontology annotation, biological process: transmembrane transport; lipid transport. Gene Ontology annotation, cellular component: intracellular membrane-bounded organelle; membrane. Gene Ontology annotation, molecular function: ATP hydrolysis activity; lipid carrier activity; ATP binding.